Ochotona curzoniae (black-lipped pika) is the source of this 1024-nucleotide messenger RNA. It is a transcript of the gene PHB1, whose product is annotated as prohibitin. Gene Ontology annotation, cellular component: membrane; mitochondrion. Gene Ontology annotation, biological process: mitochondrion organization. Bases 84 to 902 code for a protein of 272 amino acids. NCBI's taxonomy places the organism in Eukaryota, Metazoa, Chordata, Mammalia, Lagomorpha, Ochotonidae. The record is from RefSeq and is a predicted model, not a curated record. The transcript is spliced from 7 exons.
GCGCACGCGCGGUAGGUACGGCUGGGGAAUUCAUGUGGAGGUCAGAGUGGAAACAGGUGUGAGUGGGUCCAACAGAAAGAACCAUGGCGGCCAAAGUGUUUGAGUCCAUUGGCAAGUUCGGCCUGGCCUUGGCUGUGGCCGGAGGCGUAGUGAACUCUGCCUUGUAUAACGUGGAUGCCGGGCACAGGGCCGUGAUCUUUGACCGGUUCCGUGGCGUGCAGGACAUGGUGGUCGGGGAAGGGACCCACUUUCUCAUCCCGUGGGUACAGAAGCCAAUCAUCUUCGACUGCCGCUCGCGCCCACGGAACGUGCCAGUCAUCACUGGCAGCAAAGAUCUACAGAACGUCAACAUCACGCUGCGCAUCCUCUUCCGGCCCGUGGCCAGCCAGCUGCCACGCAUCUUCACCAGCAUCGGCGAGGACUAUGAUGAGCGCGUGCUGCCAUCCAUCACCACGGAGAUCCUCAAGUCUGUGGUGGCGCGCUUUGACGCAGGCGAGCUCAUCACGCAGCGAGAGCUGGUCUCCAGGCAGGUGAGCGACGACCUCACGGAGCGGGCAGCCACCUUCGGCCUCAUCCUGGAUGACGUGUCCUUGACGCAUCUGACCUUCGGGAAGGAGUUCACAGAAGCUGUGGAAGCCAAGCAGGUGGCUCAGCAGGAGGCCGAGCGGGCCAGAUUCGUGGUGGAGAAGGCCGAGCAACAGAAGAAGGCGGCCAUCAUUUCUGCCGAAGGUGACUCCAAGGCGGCCGAGCUGAUCGCCAACUCACUGGCCUCAGCGGGCGACGGCCUGAUUGAGCUGCGCAAGCUGGAGGCGGCGGAGGACAUCGCAUACCAGCUCUCGCGCUCCCGGAACAUCACCUACCUGCCGGCCGGCCAGUCUGUGCUCCUGCAGCUGCCCCAGUGAGAUCCAUUUCCCUUGGGCCACUCUGAACACUCAGCACCUGCCUUCUGCCACACCCCAGAAAUCACUGUGACAUUUCAUGAUUGGCUUAAAGUGGAGGAAAUAAAGCAGAAUCAGAUCUCAAA